This is a messenger RNA of Gambusia affinis (western mosquitofish), 2632 nucleotides long. RefSeq names its product calcium homeostasis modulator 3 (gene calhm3). Gene Ontology annotation, molecular function: monoatomic cation channel activity. Lineage: Eukaryota; Metazoa; Chordata; Actinopteri; Cyprinodontiformes; Poeciliidae. The coding region runs from base 81 to 1070 and encodes 329 amino acids. The record is from RefSeq and is a predicted model, not a curated record. The transcript is spliced from 5 exons.
GAGCGGAUUAUCUGUGGAUUUCUAUGUUUUUUUACUUGAAUCAGAAAAGUUGGAUCAGCUCAGGCAAGUUCGUUUGAUUCAUGGAGCGUCUUAAGUUAGUGCUCCAGUACUUCCAGUCCAACUCAGAGUCCAUCUCUAACGGGAUCUGCAUCGUCCUGGCUCUGGUCAGCGUCAAGCUCUACACCAGCUUUGACUUUAACUGCCCGUGCCUUCCUCAGUACAACAAGCUCUACUCUCUGGGAGUGAUGACGGUCCCGCCCAUCAUCUUUUUCUUCCUGGGGGUCCUCGUCAAUCGGCAUACCGGUGUCAUGAUGGACGAGUGGAUGAGGCCGGUUGGGAAUCGUUCCAAAAAUCCUGCGGUGGUGAAAUAUCUAUUCUCUGCCAUGAUCCAGAGGGCCCUGCUCGCUCCUAUGGUCUGGAUCCUGGUCACUUUGUUGGACGGCAAGAUCUUCAUCUGUGCUUUCAGCAUGAGUGUCGAUCCAGGCCUUUUCUCAGGUGUGCCCAACAACACAGGUCUGGAUAUGGUUAGGAUCAUGGCCAAGGUGCCCUGCAAAGAGGAUGUUAUUUUCCAGAACAGCUCGUUCCGUAAAGCGGUCUCCCGAUAUGUCCGCUGUUAUUCUCAAGCAGUUGGCUGGUCCAUCCUCCUAUUCCUGAUCAUACUGGGAGCGAUGGGGCGCCUUAUCAAACCCUGUUUUGAAGACCACGCUGCCUUCUUACAGACACGGUACUGGAGCAACUACCUGGACGUGGAGCAGAAGCUUUUUGACGAAACCUGUGUUUUACACGCGCGUGACUUUGCCCGCAAAUGUGUGGUGCAGUUCUUCGAGGACAUGACGGAGGACUCGAUACUUCGUCUUCCACAUCCGUCCUUCAUCUCCAAAGUCGGCGAGAGGUGGGAGGAAGAAGAGGAGAGGCUUCAUGGGGUGACAAAGCAGGAGCAGAUGGACCAGCUGCUCAACAAGUGGUACUACGGUAAACCUGAACUGGAUGUUACCAGGAUUGCACACAGACCCAGGCCGUGUGUCACCUGGCAGGACCCAGGAGGGAGGACUUUAUACUCAGAUGUUUAAGAUGCACUGCGGUGUUUUGGUGGCUGCUGUUUAUUGCUUCGUUUCAUUUUCUCCAUGGACGUAGGACCUUACAAUUAGGGCUGGGUAAUUUUAUCGAUUCUACAAUAUUUAUUGAUAUUUUUUUCCCUCAUAAAGUAUCGAUUUUCCAUCCGUGAGUAUCAAUACAUUAAGUCCUACUCAAAUCCACAUGUAUAUUAAAAAUGACAUGUAACAAAACAACCAGUUACAAUUAAAUUACAUUAUCUAAUGAAGGUGAAUAAGACAUAAAAAUUUUCCUUUUCUGUAUUUGGGUGGCAAAUACACAAAGCCACCCAAUUAACAUUUAAACUAAACGCAUAACAAAAGCAACAUUUAUUACACCUGUAUUACACCAUUAGUUCAGUUAAUUCAAUCCUAGUCUAUGGAACAGUCACAAAAUGUCACCAAAAUCACUCUGUCCCUCAAAAAUCUUUCAGAAUAUUGCAUAAAUGUAUUGAAUCGUACCAUUUACUGAAUAUCAUAAUAUUAUGAGCAGAAUAUUGUAUUGUAUCGUAUCAUAUUGUGAGAUUAGUGUAUCGCUACAGCCCUACUUAUAAUCGACCAGGUUGAAAAGAUCAAUUGGAAAACCCCUGAAUUCUAAGUGGGAUAUUUAAAUCAAUUAAUUGUCAUUAAUCCUGACUUAGAAAUCCAAUAUGUCUGUCACAACAUGCUAAUAACAUAUUUAAUUGCACUAUUGACGGUUUGUGUCUGAAUAAAUCUAUAGCACAUUGUACGUAAUCUGUAACAGGCUCCAUCAGUGAUAGAAUAAUAAAAAAGUCUUCGAUUUCAGAACCUUUUCCGGAUUCUUUUCACUAGGUUGUGUUAGUAAGACCUCGUUCUUCGUGCUCUGAGUCUGCUGCUGGGGACUCAGAGCUGGAACAGCUCCCCAAGAAAACAGCCUGAGGACCUCAACUCACGAAUGAGAGAAACAUAUAAUGGGAAACUGAUGUGGCAAAUAAUGGUCGUUAAAUGACUGUAUUUGAUCCUUGUUAUGGAUAUCAUGAUUCCGUGUCCUUCCUCUGUCUCUUGGUCAAAUUAAUGUUGAAGAGAUGUUGCAGAAUCACACAGAGCUGCUCUAACCCCUAAUCACAUAUUGAAAUUGAAGUAAAUGAAUAAAUCAAUGGAAACAGUAAUCACAAGGAGGAAAUAUCACCCCACACCAUGCAGUUCUUACACUCAACAAACUAAUGUCCUCAACCUGUUCUGUUUUGAGCUUGAACCAUGUCAAAAAUUGUCAUUUGAAUAUGUUUGUGGGUGUGGACAGAUAAACUUUGCAUGGAGGUUUUCUCACAAGCACAGAGUGAUGAGUGUAUGCAAAUGAACUCUGGACCAAACUGACUUCAUGUACUUGCACUGAUUUGUUGUUUGUUUUUUGUUGAGUUUGUUUUACGUGAUUACUGUGUCUUUCUGAUCGGUCAUCAACUCUGACUCUACCUCUGCACUACGUCUUGAAACUUGAUUUCAUUUUCUGCUUUUAAACAGAGACCAUAGGAUUGUUUUUCAAAGUAGUCGUGUAAUUGUUUUUACAGAAUGAAUGUUUGUAA